AUGUCAACCGGCUAUCUGCAACAAAAGGAGGAGGAUAGUGAACCACUUCAAGACAAGGAGCAGUUCCAGAGUUUGGUAGGAGCUUUGUUGUAUAUAGCCUUCAAUACAAGACCUGAUGUGGCUAUUGCAACCUCUAUUCUUGGAAGACGUGUAUCGAAGCCUACUAAAGCCGACUGGAAUGAAGGUAAAAGAGUUUUGCGUUAUCUCAAGGGGACAAUCGACCUUGAACUACAUUUGGGAGGCACAGAGCAAUUCGAACUUGAAGCCUUUGCCGAUGCAGAUUGGGCAGGAGAAGUCGGUGACCGAAAGUCAAAUUCCGGUUACAUUUUCAAGCUGUGCGGUGGACUUAUCAACUGGGAAUGCAGUAAACAGACUGGAGUUUCAUUGUCAAGUACUGAAGCGGAAUACAUCGCCCUUGCUGAAUGUCUUCAAGAACUACAGUGGAUUCGCAAAUUCAUAAACGACCUUGGCGAAAAACUGAAGCUGCCGAUAAAGGUGAAUGAAGACAAUCAGAGUUGUAUUACUCUCUCCGUUGCUGAUAGGAACACCCGCAGGUCGAAACACAAUGACACGAAGUCUAUUUCGUAA
Molecule: messenger RNA, 588 nt
Organism: Toxorhynchites rutilus septentrionalis
Lineage: Eukaryota; Metazoa; Arthropoda; Insecta; Diptera; Culicidae
Exons: 1
Coding region: 1-588 (195 amino acids)
Source: RefSeq, a predicted model, not a curated record